This is a messenger RNA of Ambispora gerdemannii, 744 nucleotides long. The record is from the annotation of a GenBank genome assembly. NCBI's taxonomy places the organism in Eukaryota, Fungi, Glomeromycota, Glomeromycetes, Archaeosporales, Ambisporaceae.
AUGCGUGGAACAAAACGACAACGAGAGCCGGACAAUCAUGAGGUAGAAGGUGCACAAGUCAAUGAUUAUUACGCAAACGGAAUAAAUAGCAAUGUUGAUGGUGGCUAUGGUGACGAGAAUAGCAUUUUGAGGGAGAAUAAUAAAGAAAAGGGAAAGGGCAAGGCGGCGAUAAAGGUUGAUGUUAACCUGAGGCAUAUUGUGCGCGGUAAUAAUGCAAAAAGACAAAGAUUCGAAGCCGAAGAAGAAAUUUCCAGAGCGUUGUUAACAUACGACGAUUCCUCGUCGAGCUCCUCCUCAUCUGAAUCGAAUGUUGCCACGCCUAUAUCAUACUCUCCUCCUUAUUAUGAACAAUUUAACGUCGACUCGAAUACAUUUCAUUUUCCUCAUCAUUAUCCCCACUCUCCUCACAAAAUGCAUCCAAUUCGAAUCUCAACACGCUCUAAUCCAUCCGCGUCAUCUUCGGAACUUUUGAACCCAUACGACAACAUCAACUCUGUACUAUACCUCGCACAUCUUAUGCGUAACUCGCAUGUUGUCAGUGAAUUGGAAGAAGACUUGGGGGAUAUGGAAAUCGAUGAACCGGAUGAUAACUUAUCUCAGAAUAGUAAUGAAAUUAAUAAAGGAAGCAAUUGUUAUGGCGGUAAAUCUGUAAACGAUGCAUCAUUGGAUUACUCUGGCAUCAAUUCGAUAUUAAGAGAAGCAUUUUUGAGACGUCGUAGCUCUGCUGGUGGCUUUACAUUAUAA